This is a messenger RNA of Linum trigynum, 1811 nucleotides long. The record is from the annotation of a GenBank genome assembly. Lineage: Eukaryota; Viridiplantae; Streptophyta; Magnoliopsida; Malpighiales; Linaceae.
CAUGAGUGAAUGUAAACCUCACGUUUUAGAAAUGGCCACCUACCUUCCCUUCCCUAAAACUGUUCCACCAAUAAAUUAAAACUGCUUCCGGCCACUCUACAUAUAUAAUAUAGCGUCAGUCCUUGAGAAACCCCCCAACCAUUUUCAAAACCUGACCCUUCUUUCUUGUAGAAAGUGAGGAUCGAAGUGCAAAAUGGGCAAGAGUGAGGAGGUGGUUCUACUGAACUACUGGCCGAGCCCGUAUGGGAUGAGGGCAAUGAUUGCGCUGGCGGAGAAAGGAGUCCAGUACGAGUACGUCAGCGUGGACGUCGUCAACAACAAGACCCAACUUCUGCUUCAGAUGAACCCGGUUCACAAGAAGGUCCCCGUCCUCAUCCACAACGGCAGCCCCGUCUGCGAGUCUCUCGUCAUCGUGCAGUACAUCGACGAGCUCUGGGCCGGCGACGCCAAGCCUGUCUUCCUCCCUUCCGAUCCAUACCAAAGAGCCCAGGCCCGAUUCUGGGCCCAUUAUAUCGACGAGAUAUUUGAGUUUGGGAGGAAGAUCUGGAUAAAGACAGGGGAGGAAGUGGAAAAGGGGAAGAAGGAGCUAGUUGACUCCCUCAAACUCAUGGAGUCACAGCUUGGUGACAAACCAUACUUUGGAGGGGAAGAGCUUGGGUAUGUGGACAUUGCUCUGGUUCCAUAUUACAGCUGGUUCUAUACCUAUGAGCAGUUUGGGAACAUCAGCAUUGAAGCAGAGUGCCCCAAAUUGGUGGAUUGGGCAAAGAGAUGCAUGAAGAAGGAGAGUGUUAACAAGGCUCUUCCUGAUCCUGUUAAAGUGCAUGACUUUGUUGUCAUGCUCAGGAAGAAAUUUGGCGUUGAUUCUUAGUAAUAAGUGUACGUGCUACAAUGUCCAAUGAAUGGUUGCUUAAUAUGGCUUUAAUGUAAUGGUAUAACAAGCGAAAUAAGGAGGGAAAUAUGGGUUUUGCCUCAAUUUCAUGUUUGGUUAUUUGAAAUAUCAAUUAGAUACUCGCUAAUCCCCAACUCUUUUUGUCAAAAUGUCACUUUCAAAAUACUCAAAACAAAAAUAAUGUUUUCAAAUAACAUAUUACAAGAGCAAUAGUUUUCAAAUACAGUGAAUAGUCUUGAUAUGCCAGAAUCAGCUCAUAUGGGAGUUGGAACAGCAAGCAAAGGCUCGGACUUUUGCAAGGCCAUCCCGAACAUCUCUUCCAUAUCUAUCUUCUCUAGCAUGACCACGGUUGGCAACUUCCACUCAACCAAAUGAACCAAGGAACCAUCAUGUGCAACAUUCUCAAUGCUAACGGCAUUCCAGGACAAAUUCUUCUUCCUACGCCGAAUGGAAGCAGUUCAAAAUUGUUCCCCUUAGCAUCAACCUUUGAACUCAAGAAUCUUUCCGGCAUGAAUGAGUUCCGGAUGUAAUCGGAUCCGGCCUAUUACCCAUACAUUGACUAGAAUUUUAGGCUUUGGCACCUUUGGGCUAUGUGAAACCACAUAUUUCCACAUCCACCCCGCCUUGCGAGGAAGUAGUAAGGGAACUGGUGGGUGUAGUUUAAAGUUCUCUUUCACUACUGCUUGUAAAUAUGGUAAUCGAGGGAUGGGAAAAAAUCUCACUGUACACACGUUCUUAAAAAAAAUUCCCAAAAUACAUGAGUUAUAAAAAAAUUUCCCAAAGUACACAUGUUUGAGCAUCACCGUUUUAGACAAAAGCGGUGAAGGUCAUCACCGCGUUUGACGAACACGGUGAAUACUUCAUCGUCUUAAACAAAAACGGUGAAGUAUUCACCGUUUCAAACUAAAACGGUUAAGUUUUC